Messenger RNA from Daphnia pulicaria, 1172 nucleotides. RefSeq names its product A-kinase anchor protein 7-like. Gene Ontology annotation, cellular component: cytosol. The transcript is spliced from 6 exons. Lineage: Eukaryota; Metazoa; Arthropoda; Branchiopoda; Diplostraca; Daphniidae. Gene Ontology annotation, molecular function: protein kinase A regulatory subunit binding. The coding region runs from base 5 to 814 and encodes 269 amino acids. The record is from RefSeq and is a predicted model, not a curated record.
GAAGAUGAGCGGCGGACCGGUACUACGGAAUUCCAAAUGGAAGAAAAGGCACGCGUCUAAAAAUAAAACGCCCAGGGCCAAUCACUUCUUUGCUGUCCAAAUUUCGGAUUGUCAGAUCGUGGAAGCAGUCCACAACGUUCACAGGACCAUAUUGGAGCAGGAACCCGAGUUGAGCAGCGCCCUGGUGUCUCCAUCAACUCUCCACAUCACGCUGGCAGUAGCACACCUGUCCAGCCCAGAGGAUUUGGUCAGGACCAAUCAGGUUCUGGAGGAAACGGUGAGAGUCUUCUCGACUUCCAGGCUCCAAACUCAACAGCUGGACCUCCACUUGGCACAGGUUGGCCACUUUGACAACAAAGUCAUCUACGCCAGUGUGAAAGAAGAAAGUGAAGGCACAGUGCACCUGAUUCAUCUUUCCAAAUCGUUACGUGAACGUUGCCAAACGGCCGGCCUCACGCUAAUAGACGGGGACAGAUUAACGCCGCACGUAACUCUCCUCAAAUUGUCCAAAGAUCCCAGCCUUAAUCAAAAAGGGAUCAAGGCUGUGGCCUCCCAUUUGUACGAAAAACACGUUGAUUGCGUCUUCGGUCGACAGGUGGUUGAGAGCGUUCAGUUGCUGUCGAUGACAGAUCCCAAGGACGAAAAAGGCUACUACGCUCUUAAAGGCGAAUUCCAUUUCGGAACGGCAGCAGCAGAUGAGAUAAGAACAGCAGCUCGAGACUCGAUCAAAGAAGAUGCAGUACUACCAAACUCCCCUGCUGAGAGCUACGACCGUUUCAACGGGAAUGUAGGGGCCGAGUGCAACAGCCCAUAACGCAGUAGUUGGGCUCAUGUUACGACCGUUGCCUUUUUGCCCAUCUUCCCAAUUACCAUUCCGGCUUUCAGCCAGAUAUACUACACACACACUGUGUGUAUGCAUGCGAGUACAAAUGAGUUCCGCGUGUUUUCUUUAUGGCGCAUUUCCUUUGGCGAAAUGCUGCAUCACAGUGUGCAUCUUCCCUAUGCAUAUUUCUUUCCCCCUGUGUACUUUUGAUGGCUCGUUUCGAAUAACUUUUACCAAAUUUGCCUGCGUUUCUUUUUGUAUGUUUUGACCCGUCGUGUUAUUUUCUUCUUUAAAUAACAAUAUGUUAACCAGGAGACGUACUGGUAAUAAAAAUUCUGAUGACACGGUA